Messenger RNA from Enhydra lutris kenyoni (northern sea otter), 3224 nucleotides. RefSeq names its product gamma-taxilin-like. Gene Ontology annotation, molecular function: syntaxin binding. NCBI's taxonomy places the organism in Eukaryota, Metazoa, Chordata, Mammalia, Carnivora, Mustelidae. The record is from RefSeq and is a predicted model, not a curated record. The coding region runs from base 22 to 1146 and encodes 374 amino acids. The transcript is spliced from 8 exons. Gene Ontology annotation, biological process: regulation of cell cycle.
GGAAAAGAAGUGUUAUUAUUGAUGCACGCCUUAAACACUCUUUCAACUCCAGAGGAGAAGCUGGCAGCUCUCUGUAAGAAAUAUGCUGAUCUUCUGGAGGAGAGCAGGAAUGUUCAGAAGCAAAUGAAGAUUCUGCAGAAGAAACAAGCCCAGAUCGUGAAAGAGAAAGUUCAGUUGCAGAGUGAACAUAGCAAAGCUGUCUUGGCAAGGAGCAAACUAGAGUCUCUUUGCAGGGAACUUCAGCGUCACAAUAGAACAUUAAAGGAAGAAAAUAUGCAGCAGGCACAGGAAGAGGAAGAGAAUCGUAAAGAAGCAACUGCACGUUUCCAGUUGACUUUAAAUGAGAUCCAAGCACAGCUGGAACAACAUGACAUACACAAUGCCAAACUCCGCCAGGAAAACACCGAACUGGGAGAGAAACUGAAGAGACUUGUUGAACAGUAUGCACUAAGAGAGGAGCAUAUUGAUAAAGUGUUCAAACAUAAGGACCUGCAGCAACAGCUUGUGGAUGCCAGGCUUCAGCAAACAACACAGCUCAUACAGGAAGCUGAUGAAAAACACCAAAGGGAGAAAGAAUUUUUAUUAAAAGAAGCAACAGCAUCGAGGCACAAAUAUGAAGAAAUGAAACAGCAAGAAGUACAAUUAAAACAGCAGCUUUCUCUUUAUAUGGAUAAGUUUGAAGAAUUCCAGAAUACCAUGGCAAAAAGCAAUGAACUCUUUACAACCUUCAGGCAGGAAAUGGAAAAGAUGACAAAGAAAAUUAAAAAACUGGAAAAAGAAAUGAUAAUAUGGCGUGCCAAAUGGGAAAAUAAUAAUAAAGUACUUCUGCAAAUGGCUGAAGAGAAAGCUGUCCGUGAUAAAGAGUACAAGGCCUUUCAGAUAAAACUGGAACGGUUGGAGAAGCUGUGUAGAGCUCUCCAAAUGGAAAGAAAUGAGCUCAGUGAGCAGGUGGAAGUCCUGAAAGAGCAGGUCACUGUAAAUGCAGUGAAUGUAGAUUUAGCUGCACCUCUGAUACGGUCCUGCACUGCUCUUGUUUCUCAGGAUGAGUUGAAGAGUUCCUCUAGUAAAGCUCCAGGAGUCUAUCUGGAUGCUGAGCUUGAGGGAGUAAAUGAAACAAAACACGGCUCCAAAACCCUCUCUACGUGAUCUCUUCUAGACACUGAUUCAGUUCACUAACAUGAAGUGUGAUCACUGUAUUGAGUGGUAUUUUGUGUAUAACUUUUCAGUGUUAGUUACUGUUGGUUUUGUGGUGAAUGCUCUUAACUUUUUCUAUUAUAUCUGUAUGUUUCAAGAACUAUUGGACUGUGUGAUACAGGAGGCUGCUAAGCAGUUUUGCAUUGUUUUAAUGUAUACACUUUCCACAGCUGUAUUGCACACCUGCCUUACCUUCCCCUUCCCUGGAAUACAUGUGUUCAUUGCCUAAUCCUUUCACUUUUUGUAUUCAUUUGCCUUAAUCCUGCCCCUUGUGUGAGUAUCACAAUUGAAAGUUGUUCCAAGAAUGGUUUCCCAAUGUGAAAACUAAUACUGAUUUAAACUCUGUAGCCCACUGAUACAAGAAGGAAGGAAGGAAAAAAGAAAGCUUAGUUUUGUCUAGUAGCUCAUUUAAAUGCCAUCUGAAAAUAAAGCUCAAGUGUGGGAUAAGACCUACGCAAAGCAAAUUGGAUAUAGAUUCGGUUAUUUAAUAAUAUUUUGGUCACUUACAAAUUGAGAUGAAUGCAAGAUUGUGGUUCAAUAUGUAUAUGUAGGUGUCAUUUGUAAAGAAAAUAGCAUAAGCAAGUGAUUGGACAAACAGGUUUCAUGCUUGAGUCACUAAAGAUAGUUCUACUGCUUCGGUUUCAGCUUAGAACACAUGUUGAAAGGGGCAAAAAAAAAAAAAAAUUAUCUAGUCCCCUGCCUUUACCAUGGCAAAAUUUCUGGAAUUUGUAAUUUUUCUCCUUUCUUUUUUUAUUUCAGUGUUCAACAGCUAGUCUUAUGUAUGUGUUCCUGUCAUAUUUAUGACCUAAAAUGGGUUGAAAAGUGAAAAUUACCUAAUAGGUAAAAUAGGCUGGGAUGUGAGGUACUUGUAAAUGUUCACCACUGACCAUGAUCAUUAAGGAAUAGACAGUGAGAGAAAAGAAAUUUACAUGACAUUUGACACUGCUAGUCUGCCAGGAUGAGGCAAAACCAGACACCACCCUCCCACAACUUUUUAAAAGCCCCUCCGUCAGGCUCCAAAGACCCACUACUUUGAGGGGGAAACGAAGGUUAUGUGUCACAAAUAUAAUUUACCUUAAAAAUAAUACUAAUGAUCAUAUCACAGCAGAACCCUGAUGCAAGUAAGGUCUUAUCAUUUUACUAAGGUAGUUAAGUGCCUCCUGCACUUCUUGGUGGUACUUGUUUUGCGUGGAGGUUAAAUCUUGGGCCAGAAGCAAUGUGGAUCAGAGCAUGUGCUCUACCAUUUUGUGUUAGAUACUGUGUAAAAUAAUAUAAGACAUUGACAAGAUCUGGAUUUUGCUUGGGAAGCAUUUGGUUUCCUCUCAGAAUUUUUUCCUCUGGUUAGCAAGAAAAAAGGUAGCUUAUGACAAGGAUUCCCUUCCAAGUAGCUUUGUAGUAUGUGCAGUAUGGACUAUAUGCUGGAACAGGAGUUGUCAAACCAUCUCUGUAUUGGCUAGAGCUGCUUUCAUACUACAACUCUUGAGUUGAGAAGGUCUUAAAAAUAUUUACUAACUGGCCUUUGUUUGUCAGCCUAUUUAAAAAACCUUGUGGCUGGCCCAGGAAAAGUUUAAAUGUUGCAAUCAGUUAAAUUAUGUUUGUUGUACCAUUUUGUGGAACCCUCUAGAGUUGCAAAAUCAAUAGUGUGAGUAGACUCCAAGGUGUAGAAGAAAACAUGGCUGUACAAAAAUACGCCAUUUCAUUUUCAUGUGUGUAGAAAAUACAUUUUGUGGUCGUGAGACCAGUAUUUUUAAAAUUAUAUAUUAACUGUCUUUUUCACACCUGGUUAUCACAGUUCAUCUCUCAGGUGUUAACAGAAACAUCUACCUCUUUCAAACUGUAACUGAAAAUACCCCCCAAAAAGGAUGCAGUACUAAAUAAACUGCUCUAUUUUUUCACUAAUAUCUUUCAUGAAGAUAGAGAAUUGAUGAAACAGCCAUAUUUUGCUUUUCAAAAACAUUUUGUAGAGAUUUUUUGCCAAUGUGAAUCUUAUUUUAUCUACUCUGUUAAGGUUGAAUAAAUAUGUGAUGGCU